Oldenlandia corymbosa var. corymbosa is the source of this 1959-nucleotide messenger RNA. Lineage: Eukaryota; Viridiplantae; Streptophyta; Magnoliopsida; Gentianales; Rubiaceae. The record is from the annotation of a GenBank genome assembly.
AUGGGAGUUCUCUGUUUCGUACUGGACUUGCGAAGCCUUGCCCCGUCGUUGCUUCGAGAAUUGAAGCAGUCAUUGUUGCAGCUUGCGAACUACUAUGCAAUCUACAAUCCUCUUAGUAAUCAUAGUUCCAGAACUCAAUCCGAAGCGUUGCCUGAUCGAAUUGGCCUGUGCUAUAUCCUUACGAACCGAAUGACGUGUUCUACGGAGCUGAAGGUUGCCUACACUCCAAGAGGAAACUUUAAUCUCCGUGAUUUUCACCACGCGGUGAAUCAUUUGCCGGCUGAUGCGUUCAUUCCUGAGUUCAAUAGUUCUGGAGCAAUCUCGUUCGCUGAUUUCAAAAUUUCAAGUGUUCUUAGUGAUGAAGUUCUAUACUCAUGGGGGAAAUGUGAUAAUGGUGUUACAAGGAAAUUAUUUCUAAUAAGUUCCUGUGUGGUUCGGAUUCUGGACUGGGAUAUGAAAAAGAUUUUAAAGGAUGCCGCAGAUAAAUGUGUUUCUGUGGAGUUUACUUACAUUGAAUGCAAUAUGAACCAUUCAGGAGAUACCACUGAGAAUAUCAACAACUUUGUAAAGCAAAUUGGUGACCUAGAAAAUUGCUCAUUCCGCUCCUAUCUUCCAGAUCCACAUGUAUUCUCUGGUAUGGUGAAACAAUGGUUUCAAGAGUUGAAAGAUGAUAUGGAAGAACUACUUCAGACACGAUUCUGUUUCAAAUAUAAUCUGAUAAACAAUGUGAACCAGUUGUCGUGCAACUUGUAUAGAUGUUUUUAUGAAAUACUUGAUGGGUUCGUUUCCUGUAAGACUUGCAGGUGCCAUGGUAUUCCGAUGGAUGAAGGGAAUGUAAAUAAGAAAAAGAUUUCAUGCCCAGUUACCGGACGUGUUCUUGGAGAGUUGGAUUUGAUUGAGAAUUCUUUGAAAAUUGGAGAAAGUACAAUCUUGUUAAUGCCUUCUUUUCAGUGCUGUCAGAAGCUAGAGCAAGUAUCUUUUCCUAUUGAUUUCACUGUUGUUGAAAGAACCCCCAUAGGAUCACUAAGCGAAGGGGCUAUUUUCGGUCCUUCAUAUGUUGUUGCUGCAUCAACUUAUGAUGAGUACGAUGAUACAGACAAGUGGGAGAGAAACAGUCAACUUUUCCAGGUGGUGUGCGAGAUAUUAAGUUCCCUUGACCAGGGUUUGAUUUGCUCUUCCUACUGCAAUGUCCAAACCAUGGAGGAGACUUCAUUUCUCUGCUAUUAUGUCCUACUACCUUCAGAUAAAGGAAUGAUGCUUCUGCGGCGGCUUGUUGCAUCAGAAGAAAUUCUUCCUUUAUUUUGUGGAAAUCAAUUUACUUGCUCUAAAAUGGCCAAGGAAAUGGAGAACGUGGUUCACUCUUCCUUGCUUAAGAUGGAAGCAAGGACCUAUAAUCCGCUUCAGCAUGAAAGAGGCUUCCACCAGAAAUUAAACUUGCUUGUGAAAGAGAGUCUACAAUUUGGGGCAAUACCUCCAAUUAGACAAACACAUGGACUCUCUAGCUCAAACCAGCAAGAUUCAGAAGAGGUUUCAGUAUCAUCCCCAGCAGCUGCUUUGUCUUUGGCAGAAGAUAAUAUACCACAAUCAAAUAAUGAUAUUGGGAACAAGUGCAGUUCAGGCAUUGCAGAAGAAUGGGAACAGUUGAUGAUCAUUGACCCUCCCGACAUUCAUUCUCCUGUACCAGUCUCGAAGCCAAAGUUAGACUAUCCAGUUUCAUCCCAACUGCAGAGCAAUAAGCAAGUAGAUGAGAGAACCUCAAAAAUCCUGGAGAGGCUGGAAGUCCCAAAGGAGUUAAAAAAGAAAGCUGUUUCUCCCAAAACCGCAGGCAUUCCUUCUGCUGAAUCAUGCAUGUUGACAAAGAAGCCUCUUAUCCCGUAUGGACCUACUCCUAAUGAUCAAGUUACAAGAGCAAGUCAGCCAAUGAAGCCCAAUUUUUCAAAGCUUAAGAGGAAAAGAUAG